Molecule: messenger RNA, 1968 nt
Organism: Lytechinus pictus (painted urchin)
Lineage: Eukaryota; Metazoa; Echinodermata; Echinoidea; Temnopleuroida; Toxopneustidae
Exons: 3
Coding region: 1-1620 (539 amino acids)
Cellular component (GO): nucleus
Molecular function (GO): DNA binding
Source: RefSeq, a predicted model, not a curated record
AUGGAACUGUACGCUUGGGACUUAGGAUAUCACAGAGAUAUUGGGAAAUUCACCAUUGCCGUCAAGAUGCGACAGAAAAAUCCUCAUCCAAUUCGCCGUCGCUCAUAUUCUGAUGAAAACAACGAUGAAGCCAUUGGACUUGUUGCAUCAAAGACAAUCCGUCAAGCUGCUGAGAAAUGUGGUUUGCCUGAAUCAACCCUCAGAAGUCAUCUAAAACAGAAGCACAUUCAUGGGAGAACUCGCCCAAAAAUCUUCUCAGACGAUGAUGAAAAGGCUCUUGUUGAUCAUCUGGUCUUCAUGUCUGAAUGUGGAUAUGGCCUAUCUCGAGGAGAGGUUAUGGCUUUAGCAAGCGAGCUCCUCUCGGAUUUAACUGGUUCUACAAAGAGAGUCGGCAAAUGCUGGUUGAGUCAUUUCCUGAAGCGAUGGCCAUGCCUGAGGUUGGUUAAGCCACGAAAGUUAGCAAUGACAAGGGCGAGGAUUACAACCAAGCAGCGAUUAGAUAGCUACUACUCUGAACUAGGACGUAUACUCGACAAAUACAACCUCAAGGACAAACCCCAUCUCAUAUUCAACAUGUACGAGACGGGAUUCAACUGUGAGCACAACCCCCUCCGGGUCAUCAGUGGUGUCGAGAGGACGCAAGCGAUUACGUCAUGCAGGUCAGCCACCACAAUCGUUAUCGCCUGCGGUAGUGCUGCUGGAGUCUCCCUGCCCCCAUAUUUCAUCCUGAAGGGGAAGCGGGAUGUCAACACCAGUGUGAAGGAGGGCUGUCUCCCUGGUAGCAAGUUUGAAGUAAGUGACAGCGGAUGGAGCAAUGGAAGCAUUUUCCGGAACUUUAUCAGCAAUCGCUUCCUGCCAGCAGUCGAGAGGGACGAGGAGGAGUACUGUCUGCUCCUGUAUGAUGGACACAAAUCUCAUAUAACUGUUCCCGUCAUCGAGGAGGCCAGGAAGAACAGACUGAUACUCUUUCUUCUGCCUCCCCACACCUCACACUUGCUACAACCUCUCGACGUAGGAUGUUUUGGACCUAUGACAUGUCAUUACAACCGGCAAUGUGCGUCAUAUUUAUCUUCACAUCCAGGUAUGGUGAUUUUGAGGCACAACAUCAUCGGGCUCAUCUCGCUUGCUUACCUGAAAUCAAUGACCCACAUCAACCUAGAAGCGGCCUUCAGAAAGACUGGUGUUUGCCCAAUCGAUACAUCUAAGGUGGACACCGAGACAGCAACCAGGCCCAGUGCCAUGACUACUCCACCAGACAAUCAUCCAACUCGAGAUACUCGAGAUUCUCAGCUAGUAACAGACAAGUCACCAUCAGAGAAGUUUCUGUUGAAAAGGAGACCAGUGAGGCCAUCACCAUCUACCACUACAAGAAAAAGGAAAGCGCCUUCAUAUGAGUCAGGUGGGGUGGCAGUAACUGAAAACGGCAUAUUCCUGAAGAUAUUCAGAAGACACCAGCAGCAGGAUGAGCACCAUCAGAGAAACAGUCAACAAGCAGGACCUAGUCGACCUCAUCCACGUCCAGUACCACCUCCACUCCACGACAAACCAUGCUGCCAGUGUAAACAACAUUCGUCACCUCUUAGAUGGAGGGGUCUUCAUCAUCAACUGGGCUCAGUGUGACAAGUGCCAUCAUUGGGUCCAUCUGAAGGUCUGUUCCCCAGUCAUUCACGUAGGAAGAGAUGAAAGAUUUAUCUGUCUUCAUCAUCAACUGGGCUCAGUGUGACAAGUGCCAUCAUUGGGUUCAUCUGAAGGUCUGCUCCCCAGUCAUUCACGUAGGAAGAGAUGAAAGAUUUAUCUGUCAAUGUUGUGUAAAUGAACCAUAAAUCGCUGUUAUAUUCCGACUUUGUCUCAUUUUAUCAUUCUCAUCUCAUUCCGCCUUUCAAUUUCGAGCCUCUAUCACAUUUGCCAAUUCUAUCUGUUUUGCUGAAUCUUGAUAUUUAGUCAUUAUUUUUCGCCAUAUAUUUUGUG